Molecule: messenger RNA, 2083 nt
Organism: Dendronephthya gigantea
Lineage: Eukaryota; Metazoa; Cnidaria; Anthozoa; Malacalcyonacea; Nephtheidae
Product: SH3 and PX domain-containing protein 2A-like
Cellular component (GO): cytoplasm
Molecular function (GO): superoxide-generating NADPH oxidase activator activity; phosphatidylinositol binding; protein binding
Source: RefSeq, a predicted model, not a curated record
GACAUCUUUUGAAGCUGGAAAGAUGAACCCAAGGAGUGUCAAAAAUGCUGUUGUGGUAGAAUAUCAGAAAAGAAGAAAACCGACCAAACAUUAUGUUUAUGUUAUCAAUGUCACUUGGUCAGACAAUAGUGUGGUAGUUAUUUUUAGAAGAUACAGUAAUUUUUUUGAUUUGCAGACAAAAUUAUUUGAAGAUUUUCCAGAUGAAGGUGGUGUUAGGGAUCCUUCUUUGAGGUCUCUCCCAUUUCUACCAGGAAAAAUCAUCUUUGGUCGAAGCAACAUACGUGAUGUUGCAGAGAAAAGGAAGGAACCCAUUAAUGAAUAUUGCCAGAAUUUGAUCAAACUUCCUGCAAAGAUCUCUCAAUCAGAUGUGGUUUUGGACUUCUUUGAGCCUACAAAUGAGGACAUCACAUCAAUGGAACCAGAAACUGAACAGAAAGACAAAAAGAAACCAAAGGAGGAGAAAGGGAAAGUGAUUUCAGAGCCAAUGCAAUUGGAUCAGUAUAUAGUGAUUGCUGAUUAUCAGAAGCAGAACAAAAGUGAAGUCAGUGUCUUGGCAGGAGAUAUAGUUGAAGUCAUUGAAAAGAAUGAAAAUGGCUGGUGGUUUGUGAAUAUGGAUGAAGAACAAGGCUGGGUACCAGCUUCGUAUCUUGAGCCAGAGGAUGGUAGUGUUGAAAGUGCUAUUGCCACUAAAUAUAAACCUGGAGAGGAGCGCUACAUUGCUUCCUCAGCUUACACUGCAAAUGAACCAGAUGAAAUUGGUUUCCAGAAAGGUGUUGUUGUUGAUGUGCUUGAAAAGAAUGUUGAUGGAUGGUGGCUCAUUAGGUACAAUGGGAAAGAUGGUUGGGCACCGUCUAUCUACUUAAAGAAAUUUGAUCCCAACCAGCCUUUACCAACACCUCAUGGUUACGAGAACGUCACGUUAUCCAACGAACAUGCACUCUCGAAUAAACCACGACGAAAUCCGAAAGAAAACCAAGGAGGGAGUCAGUCAAGCAAACCACCGCCAAGAAAAAGUUCUGUACGUAAGUCUCACAAGGUAAAAAACAGAGUAAGAUCGCCUCCGUCACGUGAUCAGGGUUCUGCGUCAUCUCUAACGAGGCUAUAUUGUCCACAGUCAGACUAUCGUGCCCAGGGCGUCAACGGGGGACUGAGUGUCGAGCAAGGUGUGUCCGUGACCAUCAUUGAGAAGUCACCCAAUGGUUGGUGGUAUUGUAGAAUAGGUAAUGAGGAGGGUUGGGUACCAUCGUCUUAUAUUGAACGGCGGGAAAAGAUUAAUCAUCCGGAGGUAGCAAAACCCGGGGGUUCAAGACCCGUGAUAUCGAAACCUGCACCAAACCCAAGGGCACCAAAACCAAGGGGCGCGAGUCCUGGGGGUGGAAAGCCAGCCGUGGCAAAGCGGACCGAAGCGGGGGGAGAGUAUGUUGUCAUCAGCGAUUACCAUGAUGACGACAUCCUAAAUAUAUCAUUGAAAGAAGGCGCGCCUGUCAAGGUACUGGAGAAGAGCAAUUCAGGUUGGUGGUACGUGCAAUCGUGUGGCGCAGAGGGUUGGGCCCCAUCAACGUAUCUUGCAGAAAAAUCAAAAGAGAAACCGAAGCCUCCAGUUAAGGCUCAUCUAUCGAAUGACAAACCACAACCGCAAAAUAACCGUCCUUUAUCUAGCAUAAUUCCGCGUCCGCAAACUAACCGUCCACCGCCCGCAAGGCCUUCCCCGCCCGCACGACCUAAGAACAUUCCAGGUGGCGUAAAGAAGGGUGGUCCACCUAUUCCAAGUCGGGUCAAAAAACCCACCUUGACCAGGAAUCAGAACUCUGGUAGCAUUGAAAAUAUCAGUCGAUUGAAAUCACAUGCUGCGGUGAAACAAACACGCAGCACGGAGAAUUUAGCACGACCCAGCAGCACGCAAUAUUAUCACGUGAUUGCGAAUUAUUCCGAUGACUCGCAAGACACACUGGAUAUGAAAAGAGGUGACAGAGUCGAGGUGAUGAAGAAAGACGAAGGAGGCUGGUGGCUAGCGAGAUUAGGAACUCGAACUGGUUGGGUACCGUCAAACUAUCUGGAAUAAAUUUUGUAAAUAAUAACACAA